Molecule: messenger RNA, 285 nt
Organism: Auanema sp. JU1783
Lineage: Eukaryota; Metazoa; Nematoda; Chromadorea; Rhabditida; Rhabditidae
Source: the annotation of a GenBank genome assembly
AUGCGGACCCUAUUAGCUCUCACCAUCGGUUUUAUUCUUCUGCUGAACUAUUGUCAUUCAAUGCCUUGCAAUUCGUUUGAUUGUUCUUAUUUCCGGAAUCUUCAAGCUCAAGAGGAGCAUCGGCCUGUUCAGGUCAAGAGACGCCGUGAUUACGACUUUGUUCGAUUUGGACGAUCGGAACCUAAGAAGAAAGCAUCUUAUGACUAUAUACGUUUUGGAAAGCGAUCAGCUUCUCCACAUGGUUUCAAACAACCACCCCAUCCAUUUGACAACACAUCCAGAUGA